AUGAGUGAAAUGAUUGCUGAAGUAUUUGCUGAAGUAAAAGCCAAGCUAAAUACCUUCAAAAAUAAUCUUGACCAAAAGAAUCAGAACAAUAUUCAGAAAUCAGUCAUUUUAUAUGGACCCACAGGGAGUGGUAAAACUACGCUUUUUCACGCUUUAAAUGAUGAUCAAUUGACUAUACAGCUUGGAAGCAGAGGUCUUUCAUUAAAAGCUGGUGAAAACUCUUUAAUCCCUGGAAAAAUUGGCCAAAAUGUAAACUCGGAAACUUCUGAGCCUAAUUUAUAUUACAAUCAAUCGUCAAAGAUUUUAUAUGUCGAUUGCCCAGGACAAGAAGACACCCAUGGCUGGACUCAAGACCUCGCCAAUGCAUUUUAUAACUUUAGCGUAUUUAACUCUUGUCGAAAUAAAAUACUUUUAUAUGUCAUCAGCGAGCAUGAGAUAGCCACAAAAGCAGUUGUAUUCCGAAACUCAUUAGGACAAUUGCUUAGACUAUUUGAAAAUAACUUUGAAGAGCUCAUUAAUAACUCGUACUUGAUAUUUACUAUGAAGCAAAAUAUUUCAGAUUUUGCAUUAGCGCUAAGCGAUAUUAAUAUUGAUCAAACUUGCAUGAAUUAUAUAAGAUUUUUGAUUGAUAAUAACAGAAUUAUUUCUUUUCCGCAUCCGUCUCAGUUUUAUGAGAGACAAGUUGCUAAUGGAGAUUUGGUUCCUAAUAUCUAUAAAAAUGAAAUUUUAGAUAAAAUUGCUGAGUUGCCAGGGAUGCGUGAAUUGCAAAAUUUGAAUAUUUCAGUUGCAGCUGGAACUCUAAUUGCAAUUGAAGAGCCUGAAAAGAGCAUUAACAGGGAAUUUAUUGACUAUGUAAAUGGGCCAAUAAGCUCUGCUAUUGAAAAUAAAGCAAAUGAAAUUGUGAAUAGUGGGAAAAACCAAAGAUUAGCUGCUAUUAAUGUGAGGAACCGAUUAAUAGCAUUUAAAAGCAGCCUAGAUGCUCUAAAAAGCUCUCAAGAUUACAAUACGUUCGUGCAAGCCAUUACUUCUUUUGCAUCUCAAAAUGGAAUACAUUUAGCAACAGAAAAGCUUCAAGAAAAUUUGAAUUUUAUAAGCCUAUUUCGUCAAAUAAAGCCUGGAGCUUUUUCUGAUCAAAGUUUUUUGCAGCUAGCAUCUAUAAUUGCAGAUAGAAUUAAAUCAAAAAUCAAUGCAGAACCAUCUAUAGUUCCAAGUAUUCAAACAGAAGAGCGCCAAAGGCCAGGCUUAGAAAGAGAACACUAUAACACAACGCAUCACUGGCAAGGACCAUUCAAACGAACAACAAAGCAUCAUUUUCAAUACUAUAGGGUGUAUGAUACUUAUCAUAGGCAGGUAAUAAAGCAUACAUUUACCUUAACUAAUAAUCAAAGAGUUGAAUUUGUUGAAGAAGAACAAUGGCAAAAAGUUGGGGCUCCAAGAAAAGAGAAAGAUCAUACGGAUUGGUGCUUUGCUUAA
Molecule: messenger RNA, 1473 nt
Organism: Blepharisma stoltei
Lineage: Eukaryota; Ciliophora; Heterotrichea; Heterotrichida; Blepharismidae
Source: the annotation of a GenBank genome assembly